Dentiscutata erythropus is the source of this 211-nucleotide messenger RNA. NCBI's taxonomy places the organism in Eukaryota, Fungi, Glomeromycota, Glomeromycetes, Diversisporales, Gigasporaceae. The record is from the annotation of a GenBank genome assembly.
GGCAUUUAUGAUAUUCAUAACGACUGUGGGGUUAAUAAAUGCUUUACCAGCGCUUGUACCAGAGAUUCAUGUGGUUUCUCCAGGACCAGGACCCUGGGUUAUUGGAAGUCAACAAACCAUUAGUUGGUGGGCAUCUGGGAUUCUUGGAAAUCCUUAUGUAACUGUCGCGGUUUACAAGGUUGGAAAUGAUACGCCUUUGAUUGCAAAUAAC